AUGUCUCUUGUUGGCCUUCACAAACAUAAAGGCUUUGGCUCUAAUAAUAACAAUGGCAAGGGCGUGAUUCCUGAAGACUGCCUACUCGGAUCAAUUCGCUUCGCCCUUGCUCGCUGGCGUGCCCAUUGGGUUAAGCUACGCAAUCGGGUUUCGAAGGAUGAAUGGGCUUCUAUGGGCUUUUAUAAGAAUGGAUAUAACUUCUGGCUGGUCUCGCAACUACUAAUCACCAAGAAGGAUGCGGUUGACGUGAUUAUGCAGAUGGAAGUCAGGUGCUCGGACAAACUGGAGAAGUUGAAUGUGCUAUUACUAGAUGAGAAGGAUUAG
Molecule: messenger RNA, 324 nt
Organism: Penicillium taxi
Lineage: Eukaryota; Fungi; Ascomycota; Eurotiomycetes; Eurotiales; Aspergillaceae
Exons: 1
Coding region: 1-324 (107 amino acids)
Source: RefSeq, a predicted model, not a curated record